ACCCGACUCCGGAACCUCUUACCGCGCCCCGCCCGGGGCGCCUGGCUGCGGGGGGUAGAGGCCCUCCGCCACACGCGCGGCCCCGCCCCGGCCUCCACGUGACCUGGCGUGCGGAGCGCGCACGCGGGAACCCGCGCUGGAGGCGGGCGAGGGCAGAGGGGCAACUGGGGAUCGCGGCUUGAGGAGGGCGGGGCCACGCCACAGGUCCGCCUGUGUCCUCAGCUGCCUCCGCGCGCCAAAGUCAAAUCCCGACACCCGCCGGCGGGCCGGUGAGCUCACUAGUUGACCCGGCAGGUCAGGAUCUGGCUUGGCGGCCCCGCGAGCUCCAGUGCGCGCACCUGUGGCCGCCUCCCAGCCCUCUCGGCCGGAGGCGCUCUGGGCCGCCACAAGACUAAGGAAUGGCCACCCCGCCCAAGAGAAGCUGCCCGUCUCUCUCAGCCAGCUCUGAGGGGACCCGCAUCAAGAAAAUCUCCAUCGAAGGGAACAUCGCUGCAGGGAAGUCAACAUUUGUGAAUAUCCUUAAACAAUUGUGUGAAGAUUGGGAAGUGGUUCCUGAACCUGUUGCCAGAUGGUGCAAUGUUCAGAGUACUCAAGAUGAAUUUGAGGAACUUACAAUGUCUCAGAAAAAUGGUGGGAAUGUUCUUCAGAUGAUGUAUGAGAAACCUGAACGAUGGUCUUUUACCUUCCAAACAUAUGCCUGUCUCAGUCGAAUAAGAGCUCAGCUUGCCUCUCUGAAUGGCAAGCUCAAAGAUGCAGAGAAACCUGUAUUAUUUUUUGAACGAUCUGUGUAUAGUGACAGGUAUAUUUUUGCAUCUAAUUUGUAUGAAUCUGAAUGCAUGAAUGAAACAGAGUGGACAAUUUAUCAAGACUGGCAUGACUGGAUGAAUAACCAAUUUGGCCAAAGCCUUGAAUUGGAUGGAAUCAUUUAUCUUCGAGCCACUCCAGAGAAAUGCUUACAUAGAAUAUAUUUACGGGGAAGAAAUGAAGAGCAAGGCAUUCCUCUUGAAUAUUUAGAGAAGCUUCAUUAUAAACAUGAAAGCUGGCUCCUGCAUAGGACACUGAAAACCAACUUCGAUUAUCUUCAAGAGGUUCCUAUCUUAACACUGGAUGUUAAUGAAGACUUUAAAGACAAAUAUGAAAGUCUGGUUGAAAAGGUCAAAGAAUUUUUGAGUACUUUGUGAUCUUGUUGAAGACUACAGGCAGCCAGAUGGUUCCAGAUACUCAGCUUUGGGUAUCUUCGUAGCUUCAUAUCAAUAUAAGUUUCUUUAGAAAACUCAAGUUUUUAACCAUUUUUGUUUUAAGGAAAAAAGAUUUUUAAAAUGAAUCUUAUGCAAAACUUUUUGACCAGUUUCUUUUCUUUUCUUUUUUUUUUUUUUUUUUUUUUUUUUUAAAACAUUUAAAGACAAAGACAUUAUUUCUUAUAGCAGGAAAUGUAGAGGUAGAUGGUUCUAGUAUCAGCAUUGCGGCUAAACUACAUUAUAAAAGAUCCAGCUUCCUUCUGUCAUUCCCCUCUUUUGUCUUCCUCAGCAGGUUGGCUUUUUUCCCUGGUGCCUCUCACCUCAUUGGUGACCAGUUUCUUAAAUUGAAAGCUUUAAUGUUACAUAGUAAAUGGUAGUGUGUCCUGUGUAAAUUAGUGUACCUAUUAAAAGUUGCAAAGUGGAAUUAAAGGAAUCCCUAGAAUAAGGAUUCUAAAGUUUUAUUUUAAAUUAUUAUCUUCUUAACAGUUUAGUCCCACCUCUUACUUCCUGCCUCAGUCUGCUUUCUCUACUGUCUGGAUUAAUUAGGCAGCCUGCUAUAAAGUUAAAGUCACACAUUUCUAUUUUGCAAACAUUGUGAUUACUCUUUGCUUUGCAGUUUGCUUUGCUUUGUAGGGUUCUGCUUUAAGUUUUUCUCUUUUUCAGACAAAUUACUGAUAAAAAUGAUAUUGCUCUAUAUGUAAUAUAUCCUGAAAGCAUUAUUUUUUGUUGAAUAGGAAAUAAAAUUAAUGAAGACAGAGGCUAGGAAGCAUCCAUUAAUGAAUGAGACACACUUAACUACUUAUCUCUAAAUCAUCUAUGUGAAUAUUUGUAAAAAUAAUGCAUGGAUUCAUCUUAGUUCUGUAUAUAAAUAUAUUUUCUUUCUAGUUUGUUUAGUUAAGGUGUGCAGUGUUUUUCCUGUGUAUUAAACCUUUCCAUUUUACAUUUUAGAAAAUUUUAUGUAUUUUAAAAUAAGGGGAAGAGUCAUUUUCAUUUUGGAACUACUAUUUUUCUUUCUAAGUCAUUUUUGUUUUUGGUUUCUUUAUUCAAAGAUGUUAAUUUAGUGGAUUAACCAGUCCAGAUGCACUGAUCUUUGCAAAGGGGACCUAAUUUCAAAUCCGUAAUUACCAUACAUAAACUGUCUCAUUAUACGUAUGCAUUUUUUUAGUUUGUUUUUGUUUGGUAUAAAUUAAUUUACUUAAUUAAAUAUUUGUUAAGUAUAAACCUUAUGAACUACAGUGGAGCUACACUCACUGAAAUGUAGUUUCAGUUCUAAAAAGAUGUAAUAAUCAUUUUAGAAUUAAAAUUUAUUCUACUUUUAAAUAAAUUAUGAAUAUUAAAGGUGAAAAUUGUAUAAAUUGAUUCCAUCUUAAGUGGAGACAUAUUUCAGUGAUUUUUAGUAAUCUUUAGAAAUGUAUAUUGACUUUUAAAAUUUGUAGAAUUGAAAAGACGCUAAUAAAAAUUUAUUAUUUAUUUGUCAUGACUCAAAA
Molecule: messenger RNA, 2725 nt
Organism: Nomascus leucogenys (northern white-cheeked gibbon)
Lineage: Eukaryota; Metazoa; Chordata; Mammalia; Primates; Hylobatidae
Gene: DCK
Product: deoxycytidine kinase
Biological process (GO): nucleobase-containing compound metabolic process
Cellular component (GO): mitochondrion; cytoplasm
Molecular function (GO): ATP binding; deoxycytidine kinase activity
Source: RefSeq, a predicted model, not a curated record